CGUGUUGAAGUUUAUUAAAGCUCUGUUAAUCUCUUUCUGCAGAUCGACUGCUUGAUGAACUGCAGCUGAAACAUUGAACGGCUCACACUUAUGCCCCUGGAGAUGGAGCCCAAAACUAACAAUCUUGUCUUUGCGUGUCAGCGAAGCUCAACAUCAGAUGACGACUCUGGCUGUGCCCUGGAAGAGUAUGCCUGGGUCCCACCAGGCCUCAGACCAGAGCAGGUACAGCUGUAUUUUGCCUGCCUGCCAGAGGAGAAGGUCCCUUAUGUUAACAGCCCUGGAGAGAAGCACAGGAUUAAACAACUUCUCUAUCAGCUGCCACCCCACGAUAAUGAGGUGAGAUACUGCCAGUCUUUAAGUGAAGAAGAAAAGAAAGAACUGCAGAUGUUCAGUUCUCAGCGCAAAAAGGAGGCGCUUGGACGAGGCACUAUUAAACUCCUCUCGAGAGCAGUGAUGCACGCAGUCUGUGAACAGUGUGGUACAAAAAUAAACGGCGGUGAAGUUGCAGUUUUUGCCUCGAGAGCUGGCCCUGGUGUAUGCUGGCAUCCAUCAUGCUUUGUAUGCUUCACGUGUAACGAGCUCCUCGUUGACCUCAUCUACUUCUACCAAGAUGGAAAAAUUCACUGUGGCAGACACCAUGCUGAACUACUUAAGCCUCGAUGCUCAGCCUGUGAUGAGAUAAUUUUUGCUGAUGAGUGUACAGAAGCCGAAGGUCGCCACUGGCACAUGAAACACUUCUGUUGCCUCGAGUGUGAAACAAUCCUGGGUGGGCAGAGAUACAUCAUGAAGGAUGGGCGCCCAUUCUGCUGUAGCUGUUUUGAAUCUCUUUAUGCAGAAUACUGUGAGACCUGUGGGGAGCACAUUGGCGUUGACCAUGCUCAGAUGACCUACGAUGGACAGCACUGGCACGCUACAGAGACUUGCUUUUCUUGUGCUCAGUGCAAGACCUCUUUGCUCGGUUGCCCUUUCCUUCCAAAGCAAGGGCAGAUCUACUGUUCAAAAACCUGCAGCUUGGGUGAGGAUGUUCACGCCUCCGAUUCUUCUGAUUCAGCAUUUCAGUCUGCUCGAUCGAGAGAUUCCAGGAGGAGCAUUCGCAUGGGAAAAAGCAGCCGCUCGGCUGACCAGUGCCGCCAGUCUCUCCUCCUGUCACCAGCCCUCAAUUAUAAAUUUCCUGGUCUUUCAGGCAAUGCUGACGAUACGCUUUCUCGUAAGCUGGAUGAUUUAAGCCUUUCAAGGCAAGAGGCAAGCUUUGUUAAUGAAGACUUCUGGAAAGGAAGAGUAGAGCAAGAAAUGCCUGAAGACCCUGAAGAAUGGGCUGAACAUGAAGACUACAUGACUCAGCUUCUUCUGAAGUUUGGUGAUAAAAGCCUUUUCCAGCAACCUGCUGAAGUAGAGAUUAGAUCAAGUGAACACUGGAUUUCUGAUAGCAUGGUCAAGAGCAAGUUGGACUUGAAAAAGAAUAACCCAAGCCUAGCAAGUAAGAAAUAUCAAUCAGACAUGUACUGGGCCCAGUCACAAGAUGGUUUGGGUGACUCUGCGUAUGGCAGCCAUCCAGGCCCUGCCAGCAGCAGAAAAAUCCAGGAUCUGGAGAUGGAACAUGGGGCAUCAGGAUACAAACAUGACCAGACACCGUGGUACGGAGGUUCGCUUGAAUGUUUGUCCGAUCUGAAGCAGCAAGAACAAAGCGUUCGGGACUCGAUGGACUCUUUGGCUUUGUCUAACAUAACAGGGGCAUCAAUGGAUGGAGAAGGCAAGCCACGGCCAUCUCUCUAUUCUUUGCAAACUUUCCAAGAAUUAGAGGUAGAGGACUGUGAGAAGAUGAGCAACAUGGGAACUCUGAAUUCUUCAAUGCUCCAUCGGAGCACAGAGUCUUUGAAGAGCCUGAGCUCAGAGCUGUGCCAGGAAAAAGCAUUACCAGAGGAAAAGCCAGCGCACAUGCCUGUACUGAGAAGAUCUAAAUCCCAGUCUAGACCACAGCAAGUCAAGUUUUCAGAUGAUGUCAUUGAUAAUGGAAGUUACGAGAACGUUGAAAUUCGACAACCUCCAAUGAGUGAACGGACUCGUAGGCGCGUUUAUCAUUUUGAAGAACGUGGAAAUCGACCUUCUCACCAUCGCAGAAGAAGUAGGAAAUCUCGCUCAGAUAAUGCACUUAAUUUGGCCACAGAAAGAAGAUACUCUCCAAAAGAGAGGUUUCGUUAUUACUCACCUCAGGAUCAUGAAAAAUUUAUUCAAAAUAAAAGCUCACGUGAGUUUCGGGCCUAUAUUCAAAAUGCGGAGCUGUAUGGCCAGUAUGCCCAUACUAGUUCUGAUUACGCACUGAGGAGUCAGGCGGUUGAUAAAUUUUUUGGAUUAUAUGGCGAGGAAGAUGACUCCUGGUGCUCAACUUCAUCCUCGUCAUCAGAUUCUGAAGAGGAAGGGUAUUUCCUAGGACAGCCAAUUCCGCAGCCACGGUCACUGAGAUAUCCGUACUACACAGAUGACCUUUCUGGUCCAACUAAUGCGUUAUCUAGUUCUCAGUUUGGACAAAGGACAACCAAAUCAAAGAAGAAGAAGAGGGGACACAAAGGGAAAAACUGCAUCAUUUCUUAACUUGUUUUAACAAUUGGGAAGACCAGUCAACUCUAGCUACAGUUUGAACCACAUCUUUUUAUAUUAAUAAUUGUACUUAGGCAAGUUGCUAAAUUCUUAAUGCUUUGCCAGUUUAACUGAUAACCCAUUCAGAGUUUACAUUGUGAAAGUGAAGUACCAUUGGGAAAUGUCACUAUGCCAAAUGACGAUCUGUUCAGAUUUCGCUAGGUUUACAUACUGUGUUUCAGCUGUCAAAAUGUUGUUGCUGCGUUCUUGAUACAGACUUGUUGUAGACAUUAUUUUAUGCUCUCUAUUCACCCACAUUCAGUUACCUGAGAGAGAGAAUUCAGUGAAGAUCAAUAAAUAAAACUGUCAGUCCUGUACUGUAGCUGUACCUACCCAUACAGUGAUACUCAACUUCUCUCCAUCAAUCACAUGGCUAUAGACAGUACCCUCUCCUCAUUGAUAAAACUCCUUCUUCCUCUUUGAUGUUUCCCUACAAAAACUGGAAUUAUUACUAUUAUUUUUAAACUUACUUAGGAAGAAGCUGCUUUUCCAUAGAUUCCCCCAUUAAGGUGUGACAAAUCAGACUGUGGGAGCUGAAAUGCUUGAGGCCUUGAUAUAUCCUAAAGCAGCAGUAAAUGGUUUACAUGUUUAACUUCUAGGUUUUUCCUUCCAGUUUUUGUUGUUUUUUAAAAUAACUCCAUCCUGUGUUGGUGUUUUUUCUUUUUUCUUUUUGUGCCUGUUAAAAGGAAGAUACUAAUUCAGCUGUUGGAAUUGGACUUGACUGCCAGCGAGCAAUGAUGGCUUUUAUGCCAUUUCCUCCAUAACAAAGCACUGAAAGAGAAAGGUACAAAUGGUGGGAUCCUUUGCUCAGGCACAUAACCCCGUUUAAGUCCAUGAAUCUACUUACAUAACAAACAGUUUCAUAAGGGCUUAAAGGAUUAGGCUCCAAAAUUCUGUCUUUUCAAAUGUAUUAUCCAGGUUUUAAAACGUAUUAGUUGCAAUUCUAAAUCAAAAAAAUUGCUAUUUAUAACGUAGUUCAUAGGCUUAAAUGUAUUCAUAAUUUAACAGUGCAAAUACAAAUGUACAUAUUGUACAGUUAAGAUUUUUAAAAGCUGAAUAUUUUUAUAUCCCUGAAUUUGAAGAAGUUUGUUACGAUAUCAAACUAGAUUUGUUAGGGGUUUAACAGCAGCAUUAUGGAUGAAAUAGUGCUUGUAUUUUAGUCAGGGAGUUUAAAAAUAUUGAAAAAUGUUUAGUGCAAAACAGCUUAAUUUUGUCUACUAGGUAUUAAAAGCUCUGUAUGCAUGGUGGGGCUCUGUAAAUACUCUCCAAACUAUGGCCCUCUUAAUCUUGCAAGUGUUAUUUAUGGGUCAAGCAAAAUGUAAACUAUAUAAAUGUAAAAACCACACAAGCCUGGAAUAUAUCAGUACAACAAAUACGCAACUCCUGUGGAUGUGGAUUUUUUUUCUUAUUGUUCCCCUCUUUUCUCAGAAAUCAUCUCUGUGUUUGCUUACAUCAAGGGAGAGAGAUGCAGGGUUGUCCUAGAAGGCAAGUUGGUAAAGUAGUUGCCUUGAAUUCACCUUCAAGUUAAAGCAUUGAGAGAAGCUUAUUUUAAGGAAAGAGCAGGAAUUUGUUUCUUAAUACUGAUGUCUGCCCACUGAAGUAGUAAACACUAGAACAGCAGGCUGUCUGACCACCUGAACACAGGUAAUUAGUGAAGAAACAGGUGCUUCUUACAUAAACAGAACUGGCAGAUUGAACUGAAGUCACUUUUAUCAAAAGUUUUGGAAUAAAAGCAGCUAGAAAUAAGGGAUGGAAUGGACACGUGAGUAUUGCUCACACCCAACAAAUGUUACAGCUGAGUUAAAAUAGCUGUUACUUGCUUGUAUUUUUCAGGGUAAAAUAAGCAGAAGAUCCUUUAUUCCCAGAGGUGUUAUUCACCAUAUAAGUCCUUUUCUAGUACAAACAGGUCUUGUGUACAUGAAAGAUGAUCAAAGUAAUAUCGUGCUACAUCAUAGGGGCCCAUGGGCGGCUUGCGGGAUGCCUCCAGCUGGGCAGGCUGCCCUGGUGGCUUAGCAGCAUUUGCUUUUCUGGCAGCUAAACGGCUGUUGUGCUUAAGGACAUUACAACAGCCAGGCUGCUAAAGGCUUCCAGGACUUGAGGAGUGAUACUGACUUGUUAGCAUUUUCCCCCAGAUACUCAAACACGGAUUGGGAUUUUCCAUUCUUAACUGCAUUUGCAAAUACAAAAUCCUCUGGAACAACAUGCCCUGCUGCUACUGCUGGGCCCGUUUUGGAGCAAGUGCUGCAUGCAGAUACGUCCCAGCAGCACUUGUUCUGAACUAUCUUACACCAUCUUCAGAGAUGCAGCACAUACAUACUCUCCCAAAGCACAAAGACUUAUGGAGUAUCAGAUGAUAAACGCUUUCCAAUCAUUGUGUGUGGUCACUUCUUUCUUCUUCUUUUAAACAACACAACUAUUCAAUGCAGGUAUCUAUAGUGUCAUUUCUAAGCUGUCUUCAGAGAGUUCACUUCCAUAGCACCUCCCUCUAAACCUCCAGAUAAAUGAGUUGAAAGAUGACUCUCUUCCCCAUACUGUUAUUAAAACAAAACAAGCCAAAGAAAAAAAAGCAGCCAUUCUUUGCAGCCUAAGGCAAGAGCUGUGAUCUCUUCCCUUGAGACAACACUUCUGAAGGUACAGCUACACAGCACGGUGCCCAGGGAAGCAGUGCUCUGGCUGAGCAGCUUCCUCAGGGCUAGCUUAGGUACCUCAGCUUUGAGACACAUCGCUCUCCCUUACCUAGAAUCAUAGAAUAGAAUCAUA
Messenger RNA from Meleagris gallopavo (turkey), 5394 nucleotides. The record is from RefSeq and is a predicted model, not a curated record. Lineage: Eukaryota; Metazoa; Chordata; Aves; Galliformes; Phasianidae.